Molecule: messenger RNA, 2184 nt
Organism: Tupaia belangeri chinensis (Chinese tree shrew)
Lineage: Eukaryota; Metazoa; Chordata; Mammalia; Scandentia; Tupaiidae
Gene: SLC2A4RG
Product: SLC2A4 regulator
Biological process (GO): regulation of transcription by RNA polymerase II
Cellular component (GO): nucleus
Molecular function (GO): RNA polymerase II cis-regulatory region sequence-specific DNA binding; DNA-binding transcription factor activity
Source: RefSeq, a predicted model, not a curated record
AUGGCGGGGGCUCCCAUUCUCCUCCGGCGGGUCCACGUCUACGCCCAGGGCCCACCCCCGCGGCCGGGACGUGCGGGCGCCCGGGACCCGGCGGGGGCCAGGGGCCCUCUGGAAGGCGGGAGCACUCGCGGGGGCGGGGCCGUGGGCCGGCCUGGGGGACCGGCGCGAAGUGGAUCCGGGUGGAGGCCGGAGGCCCCCGGGCCGCCGCCUCGCCUGAGCCUGCCCUAUCCACAGGGCCCUCCCGUGGGCGGCAGCUUCGCGGGCCUGGAGUUCGCACUGCCGCAGGAACCGGAGCCGGGGGCUGCGGACCUAAGAGCCCCGGGGACGUGGGCGGGGGUGGCAGCGAGGCUCCCGACGCCGUCGGUGCACAUCCCGGUGCCAGCGCAGAGAGCCACCCCGGGAAAAGCCCGGCUGGAGGAGGUCAUGGCCACCCCAGCCAGCCGGUCCACCAGCCCCCUCUUGCUGGGGGCCACGGCUGCAGCCUCCAGCCCAGAGCCCGGCUUGGAGCCCUGGAAGGGGGUGUCGGUGCAGCCGCCGGGCAGCUACAGCAGCAGUCACAGCGGGGACUGGGGCUGGGAACUGGGCAGCGACCAGUCCUCUCUCUCCACACCGUCACCCCCUCUGCCCCCUGAGGCAGCCCACUUUCUGUUUGGGGAGCCCACCGUGGGGAACAGGAAGGUGAGGAGCUGCACCUGGGGGUGUGGGUGGGGCCGGCCCGGGCUGCAGCUCCUUCCCUGUCCACACAGGCGGCAGGCAGAACCGGAGCAGAGUGAUGGCGAGGAGGACUUCUACUACACCGAGGUGGACGUUGGUGUGGACGCACUGACCGACGGGCUGUCCGGCCUGUCGGCCAUGUCCCCCACAACCUGCAUGCCACCCACUAGUCCCCGUCUGGAACUGCCCGGGUUGCUGGAGGGCCCGGCCCUGCCCUCCACACUAAGCUCUGUGGGUUCCUUUCAGACUUGGCACAGUGACCAUGCCUGCCAAGUGUGCGGGCCCACAGGGAGCAGCUGGGGGCUGGUCUUGGGGCCCUCUGGAGGGGAUCAAAGCCCUGGCUGUGUCUCCCCCCAGGGCUGCCUGCACCCCAGCCACCUGGAGUCACAGCCCGCCGAGGUCAGGGCCUGCGCUCCAGCCCUGUCCCCUAAGCUUGGUGCCAGCCUGAGGUGCGCGUGUGUAGGGGGGCUGGGGCAGGUGCAGACCAACAGCGCCCCUUGCCCCCAUGUCCCCCCCAGGAGGCCCCGUGGGGAUGCCAAGAAAUGCCGGAAGGUGUAUGGCAUGGACCACCGGGCCCUGUGGUGCACCGCCUGCCGCUGGAAGAAGGCCUGCCAGCGGUUCCUGGACUGAGCACCCCCCCGGCUGCGCAAGGGGACCCUAGUUGGACCUCCUUCGUGAUGGGGGUUGGUGACCCCAGGCCUCCGAGGUGGGGGAGGGGUGCCACCACUCAAAGUGCCUCUGAGGGUACCAGCUUUCUGCAGGACGCCAGCCCACUCCACUGUCCCCUCAGUCUCGGGGGCAGCCACCCUGCCCACCUGUUGCCCCAAGAACUGGAGGGUACUGAGGGGCCAGGAUCCCAGGCACUGUGAGGAUGUGGGGGGGCCCCUGCCUGCAGCUGACAAGAUGGUCUGAGGGCUGGCAUUCCACGUUUGCGAAGCUCAGGUCUUAUGUCUGGCCUGCACCAGGCGAGAAGAAAAAUUAAAGAUUUGAGGUUUUCCCAGAGCUGUGCCUGACUCCUGGGGGAAGAAGCUGGCAGCAGUGGAAGGCCCUGAGGCUGGAGGGCCCCCUGUGCACCGCCUGGGGCCAGAGAGGGACUCCUCCCUCUGAAACACACGGAGGCACCUGCUUGGAGCAGCAACCUGCCCAUUUAUUGAAAGCGAUCGCUUUGCCAGAAUGUCUCCGCUAAUCUUGUCACCAGACGAGAAGCCACAGGCAGGCCUGGAGCCCUCAGAGGAGGUGACGCCUGCCUGCCCUGGGGCUACAGAGACCAGUACUUCACUACCAGUGGGUUACGGACACGCCCAGAUAGUAAACACGUCUGGGAUACAAACACAGGCUGCGAGGGGUUAAUAUAAAGCCGAUAUAAUAUGGAUUAUCCCCAGAGAACACAGGUCUCCAACACCGCCCCUUUCUGCCCAUUUUGUUGACAGGUGGAAAGCACAUUGAAAAAAUAAAUAUUUAAGAAAAGCA